Messenger RNA from Arabidopsis thaliana (thale cress), 1026 nucleotides. RefSeq lists its product as uncharacterized. Bases 192 to 839 code for a protein of 215 amino acids. The record is from RefSeq and is marked reviewed. The transcript has a single exon. Lineage: Eukaryota; Viridiplantae; Streptophyta; Magnoliopsida; Brassicales; Brassicaceae.
CUAAAAUAUUCUUUUUUAUAAACAAAAAUUCAAUGUUUGAAACAAAUGGAAUUUAAUGAAGAAUUUAAUAUCUGUUGACUACUAAACUGUUUUAAAAAAAAAAGACAAAACCAAAACCCUCGUCGGGGCUUUUAAAUGCAACGACCACCAAAGUCUUUCUCUUUCUCUCAGCUUCGAAACACCGUCACGCCAUGGAAGAAGAAACUCUACAAGUCUUCUUCUUCUCUCAUCCUCUCUUCUCCAUUUUCAUAACUCUCUACAGUCUAAUCCUCAUCUAUUUCCCCAAUGAUUUGCUUCGAAUCUUUCUCUCCCCUGUUCUUCUCAUCUCCGGAGCUCUCCUUCUCUCUCUUCUCCGUCUCGGAUCGACCCGAGAACCUAACACCCAACCCGAUAAAAGCUACGAGGAGUCUGAAGAACCUAAGGUUUUUCUGGUUCGUGAAUCCGAUUUGAUGGGUGGUUUUGUGGAAUGGAACUUGAGAGCACCAUUGGAAGUGAUUCACGAAGCUUACGAAGAUGAAGAAGAGGAAGAAGAAGAAGAAGAUCCGACCCGGUUUAGAAAAAUGGAGAGAUUCCCAUCGUUGUCACUCUGUUACCCAGAAUCAGAUUCGGAAUCGGAUUCUGCUUCCUCGUCAGAAUUCAAUUUCCCGGAAAUCGGUGACUGGAACUCGCCGGAAAAUAUGGGAUUCAGAUGGGAAGAAGACGAGGGUGGAAUAGGAUGUGAAGGUUUGAUUGAGAUAAAGCUCGAUCAUUAUAGCCAUAAUAGGAAGAUGAUGAGUAAAACAGAGAUUGAUUUUCAUGCAGAGGAAGAUGGUUUGAUCGAGAUCGAUCUUUUUCCAUGAAGAAGAAGAAGAUGAUGAUUCUCUUUGUGCUUCCGAUUAGAAAGCAUUUUUCCGAUUAGAAAGAAAGAAAAAGAAGCAACAAUUAAUGGUUGUUCAUUUUUUUCUAUACGAAUAUCAUUUGUGUAAAUAUUAUUAUACGAGUGUAAUUCAAUUUUCAACUUUUUACACAAGGAUUAAUUAAUCUCCG